Messenger RNA from Stegodyphus dumicola, 1068 nucleotides. RefSeq names its product hydroxyacylglutathione hydrolase tenzing norgay (gene tzn). The record is from RefSeq and is a predicted model, not a curated record. Gene Ontology annotation, molecular function: hydroxyacylglutathione hydrolase activity. NCBI's taxonomy places the organism in Eukaryota, Metazoa, Arthropoda, Arachnida, Araneae, Eresidae.
UAGAUUUACGGUGCAACGAAACCUACUAAGAAGUUUGUCUGUAUCUUGUAACCGAGUGAUAUAUAUUGGUAAAUAUGAAGAUUAAAAUAUUAUCAGCCCUUGACGACAAUUAUAUGUAUUUAAUUAUUGAUGAAAAAACUAAGAAAGCAGGAAUUGUUGACCCUGUGGAACCGAAGAAAGUUUUGCAAGCGGUAUCAGAAGAGGGAGUUGAACUAACAACAAUAUUGACCACUCACCAUCAUUGGGAUCAUGCUGGUGGAAAUGCUGAAUUAGUUAAACUGAAAAGUGGUUUAGAGGUAUACGGAGGUGAUGCUAAUAUUGCAGAUUUAACCAGGAAACUAUCUCACGGUGAUGAAUUCCAUAUAGGUUCUUUGGUUGUCAAAUCAUUACUCACACCUUGCCAUACGAGAGGUCAUGUUUGUUACUUUGUUGAAGACAGUUCACAAGGUCCUCCUGCAGUAUUUACGGGGGAUACUUUGUUUUCUGCUGGUUGCGGAAAAUUUUUUGAAGGCACUGCUGAACAAAUGUAUGAAGCUUUGGUAAAAAUCUUAGGUUCUUUGCCUGAUAACACUGAAGUUUAUUGUGGUCAUGAAUACACAGCAAAGAACUUACUAUAUGCUGCUCAUGUGGAGCCAGGUAAUACAGUUAUUCAUGAUCGGCUUAAGUGGGCAAAAACCAAAAGAGCUGCAGGUGAACCAACGGUUCCUUCAACUAUUGGUGAUGAGAAAACUUUUAAUCCAUUCAUGCGAGUACAUGAAACUGAUGUAUUGAAACACACUGGUCAGAGUGACCCUAUUCUUGCUAUGCAAGCACUGCGCAAUGAGAAAAAUAACUUUUCAGCCCGUAUUUAAGUAUUAUCGUUUAAUGCUAAACAUUAUGAAUAAUUAAAAAUUGCAAAUGUUUUACUAAUCACAUGUUUGAUUCUCAAAUGUUGUAAAUAGAAAAGAUACGAAUUUAUUAUAUACAUUUUUCAUUACUGUACUUGAGUCAAAAGAAAUAAAAAUUCAUGUUCAGUAAAAUUUCUCUUUGUAAUAAGUUGUAAGAUAUAAUAAAUUAUUAAACACUGUA